AUGUCGCUAGACGGUGUACCGGCAAAAAUCAUCGUCAUGAUCGAGGUCUAUUAUCGCCCCACUACUGCAAGAGUUCUGGUCCACAACAAUCUUUCCCAACCGUUCGUUAUUCGGUCUGGCGUUCGACAGGGUUUUAUUCUGUCAUCCAUUCUGUUCAACUAUGCUAUUGACCGGAUCCUCGGGAGGGCCCUACGCGAGGGUGACGGUCUUGAGUUUGCACCCGGACACCGACUGACUGAUCUGGUCUCUGCUGAUGAUAUCGCCCUACUUGCUUCAAGUUUUGGUGAUCGGCAGUCUAUGGUGUCACGGAAGAACGAGGUCGCUAAAUCGGUCGGCUUAUUCAUAAACACUGGGAAGAUCAAAGCGUUUUCAAACUGCAUCUUUGAUCAGGAGAAGGCACCCCUGGUGAUUGAUGGCUGUCAACUUGAAGAAGCAGACAGUUUUAAAUACCUCGGGGGGAGGCUGCUGCCUAAUAGACAGAGUAAGGACGACAUUGUCUCUCGAACUGAUGCUGCCCGCUGGGUUUUCUCAAGCCUACGGAAAUGCCUGUGGAUCCGACGUGACCUCUCCAUCGCCACUAAGAUUCGCGUAUAUCGUACAUUUGUCCGGUCUGUCCUUCUCUACGGUUGUGAAUGGUUGGCUUAA
Messenger RNA from Spirometra erinaceieuropaei, 645 nucleotides. Lineage: Eukaryota; Metazoa; Platyhelminthes; Cestoda; Diphyllobothriidea; Diphyllobothriidae. The record is from the annotation of a GenBank genome assembly.